GAACCGUUUGUUUCACUUCAUUUUUUGUUUUUAACAAAGAAAAAAAUUGUCAUCCAAUUGGUCAUCACUGUCCAUCAUUUGAUAUUAUUUCUUCUUCAAAUUUUCAUUGGAAUUGAGCAAUGCUAUAAAAGUGUUGGUAAUAGUAGUGUUAAUAAAUUCAAUUUCAUCAAUCAUGAUUCGUUACUGUUCAACGUUAUCAUUGUUAUUAUGGAUGUUACAGAUCCAAAUGUCAAUAACAUUGAUGCAUGGUGAUCAUUUUGAUGGGGCAUUAGGUCAUGGUUUGGUUCAUGGUAAUAAUAAUAAUCACCAAGAACCAAACGCUGAACCAUCAUCAAUGAUUGAAUAUUCUUCACAUUUACCAUCUUAUCUGCAUAAUGAACCUUUACAUCACUUGGGUCAUCCGGUUCCCGAACCAGAACAACAACAUCAUCCAAUGAUGAGUCAUGACAUUCAUCCUGAACCAAUGCCUUAUCAUUUGAAUGGUCUUCAAUUACGAUUUCAUCCAGAAGAUUUAGCUGUUCAUGGCUAUGAUAAUCAAAUGAAUCAUCACGAACAAUCGCCACCGCAUCAUCAUGUUCAUCAUGCAUAUCCUCAUACGAUGCACCAUUCACCGCAUCCCAUUCCAUUGCCAGAACAUUAUGAUCCAUUCUAUGGACAUCGUAAACCGGGAGAUGGAUUUGGUCCUGGUGGUCAUUUUUCAGUUAUGCCACACCAAGAAAUCAAAUAUUUUCCAGUACCGGAACCUGUUGCAGUUUAUAAACCAGUACCGGUAGAAAAACCAUAUCCAAUUCCAGUGGAUAAACCAUAUCCAGUGAAAAUUGAUCGUCCUGUCCCGGAACCAUAUGUAGCAAAAGUUGUUCAACCAAUCAUACAUAAACAGGCAAUCAUUAAAUCACAUAUAACACAUCAAACAUAUGAUAUUCCUUACCCUCAACAUCAGCAAUAUCCACAUCCAUAUAAAAAAGCAUAGAUUUAUUAUUAUUAUUUAUUUCAUUUUCAAUUUACUUUAUCAAUCUGUUUUUUUCAUUAAAAA
Dermatophagoides pteronyssinus (European house dust mite) is the source of this 1033-nucleotide messenger RNA. RefSeq lists its product as uncharacterized. Lineage: Eukaryota; Metazoa; Arthropoda; Arachnida; Sarcoptiformes; Pyroglyphidae. The record is from RefSeq and is a predicted model, not a curated record.